AUGUUUGACUGUAUCUGCGUUUUUGUGAUCCCGCUUCUUGUACUUGUUUAUUUGGUAUGGAAACUAUAUAAGUCCGGAAUUUUUGAUAACAUUGAGGUAAGAGUAUCUGAUAAUCCUCCGUUUGUCAAUAAGCCGCUUAUCGUUUAUUACAAGCACCAUAUUGGUGCAUACAAGAAUGUUGGUAAAUUUAUGGAAAGUGCUAAACAGUUAAUGCCCGCAGAUGUAAACGUCUUUGGCAUCUACUAUGAUAAUCCAAAUGUGGAAAAUUUGUUGCAGUCUGUCACAGGUGUAGUUUUUGGAGUUGACGGUAAAGACUUGUAUGAUGAAAGCUACGCCGAAAAAUUGAAAAUGGCUGGGUAUGAAAAGUUGGUUUUGCCAGCAGUCGAAGCAGCCGUUGUUGCCACUCAAAAGAAUGAUGGGUUCUUCUCAUUUGUUGCACUGGCUAAGUUCACCUACUCAAAGAUCAACCUUUUCAUUCAGGUACGUUGUCCUUUACGUUUGCCAAGUUAA
This is a messenger RNA of Enterobius vermicularis (human pinworm), 510 nucleotides long. The record is from the annotation of a GenBank genome assembly. Lineage: Eukaryota; Metazoa; Nematoda; Chromadorea; Rhabditida; Oxyuridae.